Penicillium subrubescens is the source of this 588-nucleotide messenger RNA. RefSeq lists its product as uncharacterized. The coding region runs from base 1 to 588 and encodes 195 amino acids. The record is from RefSeq and is a predicted model, not a curated record. Lineage: Eukaryota; Fungi; Ascomycota; Eurotiomycetes; Eurotiales; Aspergillaceae. The transcript has 3 exons.
AUGAUGGACUAUGCCGGGAGUCAGCUCAAUUGGCCCCAGAGCGAAGCGAGACAGCCCAUCGACGAUUAUGACGCGGAAGCCGAGGCUGAGGCCAACAAGCAACGCCGGAAAGUCCAGAACCGGAAGAAUCGAAGGGCACACCAAACCCUUAUCGGAUUACGGCUCAAGCCAGAGACUCGGGCAAUAGUCAGGAGCGGCGCCCAUUCCAGGUUAGGCGCUGGCGCCUCGACGAGUUCGACCAUAUUCCCUCCCAAGAAAUCUCGGGAGCAUCUUCAGAGUACACAGGCAUAUCACCCUCCACAGUCAAGCGUUAAGUCGUCCUACGAGAAUUCGUCAUCCACUGCACACAUCCACGCCCCCGUCAAAUUGGACCCCAAGCCCUUUACUUUCCCCCUCUCCUUAGACCACCUCCUUCAUCUCAUCCAAUAUAACGUAUUUCGCGCCUUCAUAUUUAAUAUGCAUGCCCUCAACACCGUACCCGCCGACUCGACCAUCUGCACCAUGGCCUCGCCCUGCCGUGACGACACGGCCCUUUACCCCCUCAAGCCUGACAUCCCUCCCUCUCUCAUCCCGAUCGCCCUCCAGUAA